AAAAUAUUUACAUAUUAUGUGAUCUUUACUUCACAGGUAACCCCCUUUUGCUUCAAAGGUGUUUUUCGCUAUUUUUUUAUAUUAAUCCGAUUUUAGUUUUAUUUGUUUCAUUUCUUAAUCCUAUGAACGGCCAAACAAACAAACAUUGGCAAAAGAAUGCAGGCGGAUUUUUUUACUUUUUUCGUUCCGACACCUUUUUGCAAAUCAAGGAAUUCGAUGGCCCGAGGCAAUAUUUCUCAACAUUUGCUUUGAUAUUAAUGGUGUGA
This is a messenger RNA of Meloidogyne enterolobii, 266 nucleotides long. Lineage: Eukaryota; Metazoa; Nematoda; Chromadorea; Rhabditida; Meloidogynidae. The record is from the annotation of a GenBank genome assembly.